UUUUAAGACUUUGAAAGGACUGUACUUUUUAGCAAACAAAUGUUGUUUUUGUCUUUCCACAAGGUUAUGUCUUCGAUUAUUCGAUUUAUCUGGAACCGAACCAUACCGAAUAAUCGACUCGAAAAUCCCUGGGUUAUUGGUUCCGAACCGAAGAGACCCUUCAUUUUUCACAUUCAAAGAAGUUGUAAAAUUUUUUCGAGACAUUGUUUGAAACAGGGCAAAACAGAAACAGGGGAAAACAGGAAAACGAUUUAAUGUGAAUGAGAGUAUUACUUUUUGAAUAGGGUACCGGUUAUUAACCGAAUCCCCCGUUUUCGGUUCCUGUUCGGUUAAUCAACCGUGAACAACCCUAUUAUUAAACUAAAAAUGAUUGUUUUGUCUAUUUAAUUUAAAUUUACAAAAAUCUUCUCUAUGGGAAUGCCUGUUAAAAUUGAUUAAAAAAAUUUUUUGAAGCUUAAUAAAUUUCACAAUAUUUUGGAUGCUGUAAUUGGUGAAGAAAACAAUCAAUUAUCAAUUUAUGCCCAACAAGCAUUUCCAAGUUUGAUGGCUUAUUAUAGAGGAAAUAAUCUUGAUCAAUUAUUGAAUAGGUUAAGAAAUAAAUAUUUUCCAGAGAUAGAAAAAUCAAACCAAACAACAGAAUCACUUUGUUGUUGCAAUAUUCGUCCACUUGCAUUUUUAUUACCAGAAUUUUUGGAUAUUAAUUUUGAUUAUAAAGACCAAAAAGAAUUAUUAUUAUUAAAUGUAGUAAUUGAAAAAUUAAUUGUUGUUAUUCUUGACCAAAAAACACCAAAAUGGGUAUUUGCAAGAGUUGCUGCAAUAGAAACUUUAGUUACAGUUUUAAUAAAUCUCUCUACAUCAUCUUCAAAAAAUUUAUUAUAUUCUCAAAAAAUUUGUUGGCAAAAAAUAUUUGAUUCUUUAAAUAAAUCAAGUGAUGAUUACACAACAACAACAAAUGGAAAUAUUGGAAGAUUUUGUAGAAGGGCGGCAAUUGAAGGAAUUGGGGAAUUGUUGCCUUUAAUAGUUAAUGAAGAAGGGAAAAUUUUAAUUUUACAAGAACAAUUAAAUUUAUCUAUUGGAAAAGUUAUUGAGAGAGCUUGUGAAUCUAUUGAUGAUUUACGUCAGAAAGCAAGUAAUGUACUUACAAAAUUGGUAACUUCAAUUGAUGGCAAUAAUCAUUCAUUACAUUUGUAUAUUCAAGAAUUUAAUUUACUUGAAAAAAUAUUUUAUUUUAAAAAUAAAGAAGACAAAAAUAAUAAAGAAUUUUCAAGUAAAGAUUGGUUAACUUCUAAAGGUUUUGAACGGCUAUCUUUAUUAUUAAAUUCUACAACAUAUGGUAAUUUUGCAUUAUCUGGAUUUGUGCUUUCUGCUGGAAGUGUUUGUGCUUGGACAAUGGAAAAUGCAUUUCUUGCUAUUGUCUCAUAUUUAAAACCUCAUAAAAAGGAUAUAAAGUUUAUCGAGAAUUUCCUCAACAAUUUACUUUUAAUUAAUACAAAAAUGUCUGAACGUCAAAUUGAUCCAACACCUAUACUCAUUUUAUUUCGAAUGUUAUUUAAUGAUGGGCAGCUUAAAUGUUUGGAAGAAAAGCCGGAUGAUUCAAUUAUUUUUUCAAAUUUUUAUAAAUUAAUUUAUAAGUUAGCUACAAGUAAAGGAAAACCAAAAGUUAAAUUAGAAGCAGUUUCUGCUUUGGGUUGUUUACUUCAAUUGCCAUCUGACAGUAAAUUGUAUAAAAAUUCGUUAAAUGCGCUUCUUUUUUCAUUACAAACCUCCCCCUAUGCUGCAAUUCGAGAAAAAGUAGCCUCUCAAUUAUUCGAAGCUUUUAGUCUUCUAAUAGAAGAAGAAGAAGAAAAACAAAUUAAUUUAGCUUUGGAAUUAUUAGCACAAACAGAUUGGAGUAAAUGGGGGGAUGAAAAGAUGAACAAUUCUUUUGAGGAAAUUAAAAGAAUUUUGAUAGGGAUUUAAAAAAAUAAUUUAUUUAUUCUAUUUAUUUAAAUUUAUUUAAACUUAUAACUAAAAAUUAUAUAAAAAAUAUCAAAGGAGGAUCUAGGGGGGGGGGGGGGGGAUUCACUUAAAAAAAUGGGAGAAUAUCCAAUACUCAAAUAAUGCUUUAUUUUAGUCUAUUUGGGUCAUUUCUUUAUUUGGUCCGAACAUGAAUCGACCAGUCUAUUUCGGCAGAAAAUGAUACCCGAAAAAUUGGCACGAUUCGAAAACUUCACCCCUAAUUUUGAACUAAACUCUCGGGUAUCUAAAGGUUUUCUAAAAGACAUCUUAUACGAUUCUCAUAGCGACCCCUCUAGUCCGGUUUCUAUUUCAAACUAUUGUUUAUCGAGUUUUGUGAAACUUUUACAUUCUAGGUUUUUUUGGAAACUAACACUAUAACUUCAAUAAAGUUAUACUCAAAUAGCCCCCUAAAAAUACCAGUUGAGCCUGCUAAAAAAUUUUUUCUUUCAGUCCUAUCAUCAUUCUUUUCUUAUUUUUUUAUUAUCUAAUUAACCAAUCUCAAAACACUUUUUCUUUCUUUCAAUUUCUUUUUAUUAUUUUUACAAGUAGUUGUCAGAAAUUAACUAAAAAUUACCUCCUUCCCUUGUACUCUUCUUCUUUUAUUUCUUCUCUAUUUUUAUCGCUUCAAUGCACUUUUUGAUUGGUAUUUAUUUAAUAAAAUAUUUUAUUUAAUCUACACACCAUUUUGCGCGACUCUUUUUACCCUUCUCUUAGAAGAAAAAAUUUUUUUUUUAUUUUUAGGAAGACAAACACACAAAAAAAAUUAAAUAAACGACAAGAUAUUUGGAGUAAAUGUUAAUCGAUCAUAAAUAAAUAAAAAAAAUUUUUUUUCUCACUUUGUUGUUGUUGUAGAAAAAAAUAUUUUUAUUUUAUUUUAUUAUUGGUGAUUGACUUUAACGACAACGAUUUUGUGUUUGUUUGUGGAGAGAAAAAUGAAAAAGAAAAAAAUAAAAUUGAAAAACCUCUUUUCAUUUACACACACAAUUUUUAAUUUUUUAAUUGGGUUUUUUGAAGAAAAUUUUUCUUCAAAAAUUUUUUUUUGAAGAAAUUUUUUUAAAAGCUUAAAAGCCUCGAACAUUCCCUUCCUUUAUGUUUUUCAACGUUUUUAUCAUUUCCUGGCUUAUCAUCUUUAUUUUUCUUGUAUUCAUCCUCUUCCUCAUUAUCUUCCCUUUUCAUCAUCCUUUUUCGAUAACUUAAAUCAUUCCCCUCCCCCAACCAAUCCAACUUUUUAAAAAAUGUACAUAAUGGUCAGACCUUUUUUUCUUCGAUAAAUUCACUCAAUCUCUGUAGUAAUAUCAAGUGUCCGUUCUCCUUCUAUGUAAAACUUUCUUUUAUUCGUACUCGAACAAGGGCUGGGUCUUUGACUUGCGGAUUGCGUUUGCGGAUUUUAAAAUUAAAAUUGCGGAUUGCGGCUGCGGAAAUUUUUUUUCCAUAUGCGCCCUGACCUGACCGAAGAAACCUCGAUUAUUCAGUUCCUCCUCUAUGCUUUAAUAUUCUCCUUUAUUUACUUUUAUAACCCCCAUUAAUUUUAUUUUUUAUUUUUACAAACUUGACAUAUCCGUCCAUUUUUUUCUUUCUUCUUUUAAUUUUCUACUAAAAUUCCUCCUUAUUUUUAUUUUUUUUUUAAAGAAAAGCGAUGCCAUUCAAAAUUGGGUUUGUAUCGGAUAGAAAAAAAGCCGCCAAGCAUGAACACACAUUUUUAUUUUUUUAUUUUUUAUUUCCCCCUCCAAACUUCUCAAUUCUUCAUUUUCUUUUUUAACAAAAAAACUUCUUUUAUUUUCUAGCAUUUUUUCCAAUUUUCCCACAUUUAUUGGUGUCGUCGCUUCUUUAAAUUUACUUUUAUUUUAGUUUAUUCAUCUUUUAAAUAAUCCAUUUUUCUUUUUAAUUUUUAUUUUUUCUUCGACUGGCGCCAAAUAAAUAAGUAGAGGAGAGAAGGAACGGGAACACUCUCUUAACUUAUUUUUAUUAAAGCUUUUAUUUAGAUUUUUUUCUUUUU
Messenger RNA from Meloidogyne enterolobii, 3994 nucleotides. The record is from the annotation of a GenBank genome assembly. Lineage: Eukaryota; Metazoa; Nematoda; Chromadorea; Rhabditida; Meloidogynidae.